GGGUUGAAGCAAGUUUUGCUCAAGAAUUUCUUGCUUUGGUUCAUCCAGAGUUCUCUCUCCAUGUAGCACAUCAAGCAAUCACUGUCAAUCACGGUUGGUGUCGGCCCGCUCACGACAGUCGGCUCACCCUAGAUAAAAAAUAUCCAUCUGGCUGCCAUAACCACAGCGAAGCAUAUCAUUUCUAGCUGGUUCCCUGGGAUUUUUCGAUUGCACUCUGAGCGAACCUGAAUCCAGACGACCGCUAAUUCUAGAGCGUGCGCACAAGUCGAAAGCACGGUAGCCUUUCCAAUCACGUGUCUCCAAACGGCAGGUAUCAUCAGCAAUCAUCCAAAGUGGACUUGGACAGCCCCCAGAAACGGCAUAUUUUGAAGACGAAACCAGCUGGUAUUUAUUGCACCUGAUAUCUGGUCAGGUUCGCCAUGGACAAACUCUUCGAUCAGUUUGCCAAGGCAGUCAGCGAGGGGAACGGGCCCCUCCUGUCAAAAACACUGCUACCAGGGGAGUCGAAUGAGGACCUCGACAGGCUACAUUCCAUUUGGCGGAGUGCCACCUCGCAGGAUGUCAAGAACUCGGUCAGGACGCACAUCCGCAAGCGCACAAAUCUGCCGCGCGACGAGGUCGAGGGCUGGUUGGAGGUCUACAUAGCCUUUUGGAAGGCCAUAGGCGAGAUCCUCGGUGUGCACGGCACGCCCGGGGCGCCAACCCGGUCGACCUGGAAUUCGGUGUACGAGGCCUGGAAGGAGUUGACAUCCAUGGUCAUCCGCGGCUACACUAAUCAUAGCUUCGAGGCCUGGACAAUACCGUGCCUGUACGUGACCGGCAGGCAUCUGCGCGUGUUUGCCAUCAAGGCAGACGAGGAGCGGAACAAGACAUUGGGCGGUACCAACAGUGCCACUUUUGAGGACGACUUUGACACAGACAGCGAGAAGCAUAAGAUUCUCGAGGACUGCGCACGACAGCUGAACCGCAUCUUUACCCUCUGCCUCAGUGAUCGUGCCCCCCUUGAGGAUUCUAGAAAGUGGGGCAUCUACUUUAUCAUCAACCUCCUCUUCAAGACGUACUUUCGUUUGAACUCGGCCAGUCUUUCGAGGAACAUCCUCAAGGCCCUCAAUGCUUACAAGGGGGAUAUGCCUGGGCUGGAUCAGUUCCCAAAGUCUCAGCAAGUUACCUUUAGGUAUUACGAAGGAAUUCUUGCUUUUCUUGAUGAGAACUACCCCGAGGCAGAAAAGAGUUUAUUGCAAGCAUACAAAUUCUGUCACAAGGAUGCGCACAAAAACAAACAACUGAUCCUCACCUACCUCAUCCCAUGCCGCCUGCUCACAGCACAAACUCUGCCAAGCCCGGCACUUCUCGAGCCUUACCCCUCCCUCCAGCGGCUGUUCCUCCCCCUCUCUCACUGCAUCAAGAAGGGCGAGCUGCACGCCUUCGACCUGGCCCUGCAGGCCGGCGAGGAGGACUUUGUCAAGCGCCGCAUCUACUUGACCCUCGAACGCGGUCGCGACAUUGCCCUGCGCAAUUUGCUCCGCAAGGUUUUCUUGGCCGGCGGCUUCGAGGAGUCCAAGGAUGGCGCUCCCCCGCUGCGGCGCACGAGAAUCCCCGUGGCCGAGUUUGCGGCCGCCAUCAGCAUGAACAGCCAGCAGAGCCUGGACUUGGACGAGGUAGAGUGUCUCUUGGCCAACAUGAUCUACAAGGGACUUAUGAAGGGAUACAUUCACCGAGAACGGGGCAUCGUCGUGUUGAGCAAAGCCGGCGCAUUUCCUGGUACUAAUAUCUGAGGAGACGCAGUCGUUUGGGAUGCAGCAACCCAAUCAGGAUUGUGCUGUCUCAGCCGUAUGCUACCAUCUGCUGAUGCAGCCAGAGUUGAAAAGAAAAGAAAACAAGUACCAAGAAAAAACCGCUCACCCGCAAUGUCUAGCCUCGCCUACUAUACCCCGGAGUGACCCGGACCAGUUGAGUCAACUCGAUAUGAUGAUUGGGCCAUCCCAUGUUACGGGCAAGCCCGACAUUCUCUCGCGAUCUCGGAUGUGUCUCCGUGUGUGUGGGGGUGUUAUGAGGAGUUGUGAGCGCACAGCCUAUCUUUGUUCUUUCAUUCAUGGUACCAAAGUCCCCCAAUGUGAGUCAUUCUGUAUGACACCCUGCUUGGUCUCUUGGUCUGGUGGUGCGAUCAGCGCAGGACCAAGCUUUGCUCAACUUGGCAAAAGUGCAUUUGCGAUAGGAUCAGCUGCUGUUUCGGAGCGGGAUAGAGAUAGACUACAUUGGGAGCGGGUCUGAAAGGCCGGUUUGUCACACCCAUAGUAAGCCUGGCAUCUACAUUGUCGCUUCUUUGCCAUGAUCUUGGACUGUAUCUGUCCGUAGCGGGGCUAGUGAGUUUCUGCACUUUGCCCACUGGCAAACAUGCGAGUGCGCGCGAGAACGAGCUGUCAAUUAUCACCCCAAGCCUCUUUGCCACUUAAACAUCAAACGAACGUCGAGAAUAAAAUUUUAUACAGCCCAUUCCCCGUUUUGGUUAUUUUGCCCGUGGCUUAUCGUGGUUGGUCCGAUCAAACUGUGUGGCCUCCCUACUCUUUUGGAAGAAGAAACGCGAAAAAAAAAGAAGUCCAAAAUAUCAGUGUAAUAGAAUACAAACUCAAAAAAAGAGUCGAGACAUUGCGAUAGAAAAAUAAAGAGUUCAAGGACCGAUCGAGAGCGAUCGUAAAUACACAAGCUUCGCAAAAAUGAGAUAAAUCUUGUUGGUACAGUGGAAAACUGAGAAAUCAACAAGCGACAAGGAAUAGCAAAGUAGUCCAAAAGCAAACAGCAAAGACCGGGAGGACAUACUAGGUACCCAUCUCCCGAUGCGGGUAAUGACAACCCC
Messenger RNA from Pyricularia oryzae 70-15, 2854 nucleotides. Its product is annotated as CSN12. The transcript is spliced from 4 exons. Gene Ontology annotation, biological process: post-transcriptional tethering of RNA polymerase II gene DNA at nuclear periphery; transcription elongation by RNA polymerase II; poly(A)+ mRNA export from nucleus. Lineage: Eukaryota; Fungi; Ascomycota; Sordariomycetes; Magnaporthales; Pyriculariaceae. Bases 420 to 1775 code for a protein of 451 amino acids. Gene Ontology annotation, cellular component: transcription export complex 2. The record is from RefSeq and is a predicted model, not a curated record. Gene Ontology annotation, molecular function: double-stranded DNA binding; RNA binding.